This is a messenger RNA of Pogona vitticeps (central bearded dragon), 2066 nucleotides long. RefSeq names its product acyl-CoA dehydrogenase short/branched chain (gene ACADSB). The record is from RefSeq and is a predicted model, not a curated record. Lineage: Eukaryota; Metazoa; Chordata; Lepidosauria; Squamata; Agamidae. Gene Ontology annotation, molecular function: flavin adenine dinucleotide binding; acyl-CoA dehydrogenase activity. Gene Ontology annotation, cellular component: mitochondrion.
UCAAACUGCAGCCGCACUGCUCCCGUACGUUGGCGGCCACGAAUGCAGGUCUAAGGGAUUCUAUCCUGAAGAGAUCGCAUAAUUUUUUUUUUAAUUGGAUUUUUUAUCUUAAGGCGACGCUGGAAAAGGGAGAAAUGACUCGCUUUUCCAGUAAUGGUUGCCCCGCAGUUGGACAGGAGCCGGAAGUGAGCAACCUCACACGGGCUUGAUGUAUCUCUUGGAAUUCUCUCUCCGUCCUCCCCAGCCCCGCCCUUAGGGUUUCAGGUUUGUUUAGCGGGCCGCCUUGAAGAGGUGGGGCCGCAGGUGGCCGGUUCGCAUUGGGCGAAGAAGAGAGGCCAGAAGGGGGUCCGAGCCAUGGCGGCGGCGGCGGCAGCAACAGCCGGGGGUGGGCUGCUAGCUUUGCUGAAGCGCGGCGGAGGAAGGCUAAGAUGGAAUGUGACUCCUUACAGAAAUUCUUGGAUGGCUAGCCCUUGUGUCUUUAAAUCUUCUAAACCAGAAGCUUUACAAAACCUAGCCAAAGAUGGAUUAACAUAUGCCCCACUUCAGACCUUUAUGGAAGAGGAGUUGAUGAUUAAAGAAAUGGUAAAAAAGUUUGCUCAGGAGCGAGUCGCACCGUUAGUACAAAAAAUGGAUGAGGAGGCAAAAUUUGAUGAAUCUUUACUACAAGAGCUAUUUGAACGAGGGUUGAUGAGUAUUGAUCUUGACCCAGAAUAUGGAGGAACUGGAGCUUCUUUUUUUUCUGUCAUUCUGGUGGUUGAGGAGUUAGCCAAAGUUGAUCCAUCGGUAUCACUUGCCUGUGAACUCCAGAAUACAUUCUCCACCAAAUUGUUUACGAGCUAUGGCACAGAAGAACAAAAGAGAACCUAUUUGCCCAGGAUGGCAAAAAACCUGGUGGGCAGCAUCUGCAUUUCAGAGCCUGGAUCUGGCAGUGAUGCAUUUUCCAUGAAGACUCAUGCUGAAAAGAAAGGGGACUAUUAUAUCAUCAAUGGGUCAAAGAUGUGGAUUAGCUUUGCUGAACAAGCUGGAGUCUUUUUUGUGAUGGCAAAUGCAAAUCCUUCUGCUGGUUAUAAAGGCAUUACAUGCUUCAUAGUAGACCGUGACACAGAAGGGGUGCAUGUGGGGAAGAAGGAAAAUAAACUGGGAAUCAGAGCAGCAUCUACAUGUCCUGUAACAUUUGACAAUGUCAAGGUUCCUGAGACCAAUAUGCUGGGACAGUUUGGAAAGGGAUAUAAAUGCGCAAUUGAACUGCUCAAUGUGGGAAGAAUUGGGAUAGCUGCUCAGAUGCUGGGUUUAGCUCAAGGAUGUUUUGACCACACCAUCCCAUACCUAAAACAGAGAAACCAGUUUGGAAAACCUAUAUUUGAAUUUCAGGGCAUGCAACACCAGGUUGCUCAGGUGGCCAUCCAGAUUGAAGCUGCACGACUGCUGACCUAUAAUGCAGCCCGACUUGCAGAAACUGGAAAGCCUUUAAUAAAAGAGGCAAGCAUGGCCAAGUAUUAUGCAGCAGAGGUUGCAACUCUAACAACUAGUAAAUGUAUUGAAUGGAUGGGUGGAGUUGGAUUCACAAAGGAUUAUCCUAUUGAGAAAUAUUACAGGGACUGCAAGAUUGGCACUAUCUAUGAAGGAACUUCAAAUAUCCAGUUGAACACCAUUGCAAAAUGCAUUGCUCAAGAAUACUAAAAUGUAAAAGAUUUAAUUACUGUACUUCACAUGAAGUUACAAACAGCGUGCCUUUACUGGUGGGGGUUGUGGGUUACCCUUCUAUUCCUAUUUUUCUAGCACAAAAGGGCCAUAGGGUAAAAAGUUGUAGCCCCGUUUGCAACCAUUUGUACAUCAUCACAGUACACACACAGAGAGGGAGGGAUUAAAAAAAGAAGAAUUACUACAAUGCAUUACACCCCAGUUAUGUAUAUGUAGAAGAAAAAACUUCAAUUGAUUCUGGCUUGGUGGAAUAUACAAGGCUGCUCUAUUUAACCACAUGGUAUCUUAGAAACUUUGUGUCUGUUAAUUUUGGGUGCUUAUUCAGAUAAACACGCACAAUGUUAAAUGUAAAUUUAUGAUGAAGA